AAUCAAUCCAAUAAAUAUGUCUCCCAGACAGAAACAUGUUUACCACUUAGCCCUCUUCACAGUUUGUCACCAAGUUGGGCGAACAGCUGCCGUAUCUUGUGGCGACGAGUGGACCACCUUCGAAGAUUCAAAAUGUCUAAGGUUCUAUGAUAAUUUUGAAACUAAAGAUGUAGCAAUCCAGACGUGUGCAUCCAUACCAUCAGAACCGACUAACACGGCACGCCUUCUAUCCAUAAAAUCACAAUCGGAGCAGAAUUUUCUCAACACGUGGAUAUUCCAGGAUUUGGGGGUACUGAACAGCGUUUGGUUGGACGGAAAUCGAUUUAACGACACUCAGUUCGUCCGGGCGGACGGGGACGCAAUGUCGUUCACAAAUUGGAACGACGGAUUUCCCACGAAUCAAACUGCCGACAAUCUCUGCAUUGAUAUGUCGCCCAAGAAGGAUCUAAUGGGAGUAGGUGCCACUGAGAAUGGAAAGUGGAAAGACGUCUCCUGUUCGAAACGAAAUUUAGUCGUUUGUGAAAAGAAGCCAAUGUUGACCGUGUCGGACUUACGAGAUAUAGUUUUCCAAUUGCGAAGUAACCCGGUUCCGAUUGGAUUCAUCUAUGUCCAGCUGCCACUUCAUCCAUCACCACGAACGUUAUGGCCCAAUAUAAUUUGGCGCGACGUCUCGAGCAUUUACGCCGGGUUGUUCUUCCGGACCGAGGGUGGCACUGCCGCUGCUUUUGGAACAGUACAGGCUGAAAGUAGUAAUCAUCUUGGUUUCGUUAGUUACCAAUACUCCACUGGUCCUUAUAAUUCCUCCGUUGAGCUUCCGAGUACAGGGUGGGCAAGAACCGUGGCAGCCGGGUUUGCUCCACCUCCACCUUAUCUGUAUGAAGGAUUAAACUUUCGAAAUACUGGAAAUGAGACUCGUCCGGAAAAUAUGGCUGUUGGAAUUUGGGUGCGGGUUUAGUAGUACAUACGUAUGUUCUUCAUUCGUUAAGAGUAUGAAUUGUAAUCCCAGAGUAUACCUGCAUACGUACAUAUGUAAGUAUGCAUGAAAAAUAUUACCUCUAUUAUACAAGUAAAAACUUAAAUAAUACUCAAACUAAAUUUGAUUAAAGUUUACUCAAUUUUGAGUAAAAUUGCCAGUGUCACAACUUACGAGUAAAAGUUAUCCAAGGAAAGUUCAAAUUUAUCCUAAUUUAAAAGAUUUGUGCUCAACCUUGAGUAAAUAUGUAUUAUUCAACAGUUGUGUUACUUACCAUAAAGUUCACUCAACUUUAUUUACAGUGCAUUAAUUUUUCAGUUUCGCUAAGGUGCAAGUUAGUUUACUAUGUAGGUAGCUCCAGGCUACUUUACUGUGUAGUCGAGAGUUUUAAUUCCUUAGUAUUAAUUAAUACAAUAUAUAUUAAUCGUGUGAAAACACUAUUCAAUACAUUUGUUCCCGUGAGAAUGAAACAUAUUUGCCCAGGAUAUAUAUUUUUCCAUUGACAUUCGUUUGAAAUAUAUAUUUUUAGUCAAAUUUUCUUAUGCUCGUUGCACAUAGGAUUCUUAUUUUUGUAUUUUAAUCUGGUUUGAGUUGUCCUCCUAUUUUACGUAAAUCCGUGGUGUAAAAGAAAUUAAAGCCUAUGUGACGUAAAUUUUUCGUGCAAUUGGCGAUGUCCUCUUCGCCUUUGUUCAUCGCCAAGUAUUGCCAAUACUUGGUACAUACACAUUAUGCAUGUACCAAAUUGCUUACGCGUCGAUACUUGAUUUCAUCAAGAACAAAUCGGCUCACUUGGCCACACAUUGCACGAUUUUAAAAAUUGAUCAAUAACAUACAUAAGUAUUACAAAGUUUACUUAAAUGAAAUGGAGUAAUGUUACUAACCUACGUGUAAUAUAAAGGAAGUAUUAAUAAGAUGAUUUGUAAAAUUUUAAAAUUGAUUGGGCUGCUGCCAAGUCAAAAAGGAAUAAAAUAAUAAUAAUAAUAAUACAUAAGUAUUACAAUAAAAUAAUAUGUAAAUAUUAUGUAUAUAAAUAAUAAAUGUUAAAUAAAUAAA
Molecule: messenger RNA, 2026 nt
Organism: Folsomia candida
Lineage: Eukaryota; Metazoa; Arthropoda; Collembola; Entomobryomorpha; Isotomidae
Exons: 3
Coding region: 17-955 (312 amino acids)
Molecular function (GO): signaling receptor activity
Source: RefSeq, a predicted model, not a curated record